AGCUUAAAUCCCGCCAAAAGCUAACAUUUAACCUCGUGUCACAUAGAAGGACAUAAAAUUAUAUUGUCUCGUUGAAAAAUUAUAUUUUCUUUAGUUUCUUUAAUUUCUAAAAACUGUGAAUAGCCGAGAAUGGUUGCUAAGGGCAAGAUGUUCGUUUUGAAGCGUAAUGGUAUUAAGGAAGAGGUGCAUUUUGACAAAAUCACUUCGAGAAUACAAAAACUUUGCUAUGGCUUGGACAUGGAUUAUGUGGAUCCACCUGCAAUUACUUUUCGUGUAAUCAAUGGACUCUAUUCUGGAGUGACAACUGUUGAAUUGGAUAAUCUUGCUGCUGAGACUGCAGCAACAAUGACUACCAAGCAUCCUGAUUAUGCAAUUCUAGCAGCCAGAAUUGCAGUUUCAAAUCUUCACAAAGAAACGAAAAAGGCUUUCAGCGAGGUCAUAACUGAUUUAUAUGAGAUGAUAGAUAGCAAUACCAAAGAAAGAAUGUCUAUGAUUAAUGACAAUAAUUAUCAAAUUAUACAAAAAAAUGCAGAGAGAUUGAACUCAGCUAUAAUUUACGAUCGCGAUUUUAGUUAUAAUUAUUUUGGAUUUAAAACACUGGAGAGGAGUUAUUUACUUAAGAUAGAUGGUAAAGUCGUUGAAAGGCCACAGCACAUGUUGAUGAGAGUUGCAGUAGCCAUUCAUCGUGAUGACAUUGACAAAGUCAUCGAAACUUAUAAUCAUCUAUCUGAACGCUAUUUCACUCACGCAUCACCCACAUUAUUCUCUGCAUGUACUUUGAGAGAACAAAUGUCCAGUUGUUUCCUUUUAACGAUGUCUGAAGACAGUAUUGAAGGCAUUUACGAUACUUUAAAAAGAUGUGCACUUAUUAGUAAAUCCGCCGGUGGAAUCGGCGUUAAUGUUCAUUGCAUCAGAGCCAAAGGAACUCGCAUCGCAGGAACUCACGGACAAUCAAAUGGUCUUGUUCCCAUGAUCAGAGUUUACAAUAGUACCGCGCGAUACGUCGAUCAAGGUGGAAACAAGAGACCCGGAGCAUUUGCCAUCUACAUCGAGCCUUGGCAUGCUGAUGUUUUUGAAUUUCUUGACCUAAAGAAAAAUACCGGAAAAGAGGAAUAUCGUGCAAGAGAAUUAUUCUACGGUCUUUGGAUUCCGGAUUUAUUUAUGAAACGUGUAAUGGACGAUGAAAUGUGGACUUUAAUGUGUCCCCACGAAUCGCCAGGACUCGCUGACGUUUGGGGAGAAGAAUUUGAAGCUCUCUAUACAAAAUACGAGGCGGAAGGUAAAUUCAAACGACAAAUUAAAGCGCGUGAUCUUUGGACUGCAAUUUUAAUUUCGCAAGUUGAAACCGGAACGCCCUAUAUGCUCUAUAAGGAUCACUGCAAUAGAAAAUCAAAUCAACAAAAUAUUGGAACAAUAAAGUGCAGUAAUCUUUGCACUGAAAUUAUUCAAUAUUCUAGUCCAGAUGAAGUGGCCGUUUGCAAUUUGGCUUCAAUUGCCGUUAAUAUGUUUGUCAAUGCAACAAGUAGGACUUUUGACUUUUUAAAACUUAAGGAAGUUGCCAAAAUUGUUACGAAAAAUUUGGACAAAAUUAUUGACAAUAAUUUCUAUCCUGUACCUGAAGCGGAGAGAUCUAACAUGAGACACAGACCAAUUGGUAUUGGAAUACAAGGAUUAGCGGAUGCAUUUUUGUUGAUGCGUUUUCCAUUUGAGAGUGAAGAGGCACAAAAGUUGAACACACAAAUUUUUGAAACUCUUUAUUACGGAGCAUUGGAGGCUAGUUGUGAAAUCGCAGAAGAAAAGGGCCCCUACUCCAGUUACGAAGGAAGUCCAGUUAGUAAAGGGAUUUUGCAAUAUGACAUGUGGAAUGUGACACCGACAGAUCUUUGGGAUUGGCAAGCCUUAAAGGCGAAAAUCGCAAAACAUGGAGUUCGUAAUUCAUUAUUAUUAGCGCCAAUGCCAACAGCUUCGACUGCACAAAUUUUGGGCAACAAUGAAUCAAUUGAACCAUACACAAGCAAUAUUUAUUCAAGACGCGUUCUUUCGGGAGAAUUUCAAAUUGUUAAUCCCCAUCUUUUGAAAGAUUUAACGGAAAGAGAUCUAUGGGAUGAAGAUAUGAAAAAUGAAAUUAUCGCAAACAAUGGCUCAGUUCAGGGAAUUGCUGGAAUUCCAGACGACUUGAAAGAAUUAUACAAGACUGUGUGGGAAAUAAAACAGAAGACAAUUUUAAAAAUGGCUGCAGACAGAGGUGCUUUCAUUGAUCAGUCUCAAUCUUUGAAUGUUCAUAUGUUAAAGCCAACGACGGAAACUUUAACUAGUAUGCAUUUCUACGGAUGGAAAAUGGGCUUAAAGACAGGAAUGUAUUAUUUACGCACGAAGCCUGCGGCAAAUGCAUUACAAUUCACUGUCGACAAGACAAGACUGCAAAAAUCAACUGCUGUUAAGAAUGGCACUGAUGUUGAACAACAGGAAAAAAAAGUUGAGGACCUCGAGGCAGUUUUAGCGUGUUCGCGUGAAAAUGGUGACGCUUGCAUGUCCUGUGGAGCAUAAAAAGUACUUAAUUUCAAAAAUAAUGAGACAUUAAUGCCACUUUCAGUUUUAUAAUCGACAUUUUAUGCAUUUUAGAUUAUUAAACCUUGUAAAUAAACAUUCGAUAAACGUCCUAUUUAAUAAAUUCGUUUUCAUAUUA
Messenger RNA from Leptopilina heterotoma, 2686 nucleotides. It is a transcript of the gene RnrL, whose product is annotated as ribonucleoside-diphosphate reductase large subunit. Bases 130 to 2547 code for a protein of 805 amino acids. NCBI's taxonomy places the organism in Eukaryota, Metazoa, Arthropoda, Insecta, Hymenoptera, Figitidae. The transcript has 10 exons. The record is from RefSeq and is a predicted model, not a curated record. Gene Ontology annotation, cellular component: ribonucleoside-diphosphate reductase complex. Gene Ontology annotation, molecular function: ribonucleoside-diphosphate reductase activity, thioredoxin disulfide as acceptor; ATP binding. Gene Ontology annotation, biological process: deoxyribonucleotide biosynthetic process; DNA replication.